Neltuma alba is the source of this 1254-nucleotide messenger RNA. Its product is annotated as phospholipase A1-II 4-like. The record is from RefSeq and is a predicted model, not a curated record. The coding region runs from base 1 to 1254 and encodes 417 amino acids. Gene Ontology annotation, biological process: lipid metabolic process. Lineage: Eukaryota; Viridiplantae; Streptophyta; Magnoliopsida; Fabales; Fabaceae. The transcript is spliced from 2 exons. Gene Ontology annotation, molecular function: glycerophospholipid phospholipase A1 activity.
AUGGGCUGCGUUAGCAGUAAAAGCUGUCAUCCUCAGAAGGUGGUUGAUCAACUUGUAGAGGAGAAGAAGAUGAUCAGGCCAAGAAGCAACAUUGCUGCUAAUUGGAGAGAACUCAGUGGUGAAAAUCACUGGAAGGGUCUGCUUGACCCACUUGAUGUUGAUCUUCGAAGAUAUAUAAUACACUAUGGAGAAAUGGCUCAAGCUACUUACGAUGCUUUUAUCUCUGAUAAAACAUCCAAAUAUGCCAGAAGGUGUCGUUAUGGGAAAAGAGAUUUCUUCUCCAAGGUGGGUUUGGAGAAUGGGAAUCCCUUCAAGUAUGAGGUAACAAAGUUCCUAUAUGCAACUGUAGAGAUUGAUGUUCCUAUAUAUGGUGAUGUUGAAGAAUCGAAUUGGAUUGGGUAUGUUGCUGUGGCUACUGACGAAGGCAAAGCUAUGUUAGGGAGGAGGGACAUUGUGAUUGCUUGGAGAGGAACUGACCAAAUCAUGGAAUGGAUUAAGGAUUUUCAGUUCUUCCUUGGUGACGCUCCGCGUAUUUUCGGUCAUGAAGCCAAGUGUAAAGUGCAUCAAGGUUUUUAUUCCAUUUACACAACAACAAACCCAGUAUUCUUCAACAGAACAAGCGUGCAAACCCAGGUCUUAACUGAGAUCAAAAGACUCCUGCGUAAAUUCAAAGGUGAAGAAAUCAGCAUAACAGUGACAGGUCAUAGUUUAGGUGCUGCAUUGGCAACACUAAAUGCAGUAGAUAUAGUCAGCAAUGGCUUUAACAUCCAAGAAGAUGAAUCUCAGAAAGCUUGCCCAGUUACAGCAGUUGUAUUUGCCAGUCCACGGGUUGGAGAUUCACAGUUUCAUAAGUUUUUCUCUGCUCAAAAGGAUCUCCGGACACUACGCAUUCGGAAUAAAGAAGAUAUUGUACCUAGGCUACCUAUUUUGCAUUAUGCAGAUGUCGGAGAAGAGCUGGAAAUUGAUACUCUGAAAUCCAACUUUCUAAAGCAUUCAAGGGGUGUGAAAGUUUGGCAUAAUUUGGAAGUUUAUUUGCAUGGAGUUGCUGGAACACAAGGGAAGAAAGGAGGAUUCAAGUUAGAGGUUAAUAGGGACAUCGCACUUGUGAACAAGAACUUGGGUGUUUUGAAGGAUGAGUACCAUAUUCCCAAGGCAUGGAGGAUAGACCAAAACAAAGGAUUGGUACAACAACCUGAUGGUACUUGGAAGAUGCAGGAUCCAGAUUCUGAGGAAGAUGAUUUUAUCUGCCAAUGA